AAAGAAGGUUUAAAUGUGAGCACAAACAUGUUCAUCCCGGGCAAUGGAAGUGUUUGGUCGAAAGAUGGGAUGCACUAAAAAGUCAGGAGGUUGUACAAACAAAUGUAAUAAAUCGACGACAAUUAAAGUUGUACCAGAAAACCGGGACCAAAACCUAUGCUCAGCUGAGAUAUGAAUGGGAAUGUGAACAUCCUGGACAAGUGCUUGAUAGGGUAUCCUUCUUUAAUAUUGUAUAUUCAUCAACAAAAGAAGAUGGUACUAACGCUCAGCCGAGUAACGAUGCUGUUCAAGCAAAAAUGGAUGCAUUGCAAAGACUUGAAGAUGCAGCUGAAAAUGAAGGCCUUGAAGUAACCCAAGAAGUUCGGAAUCAAUUCUUCAACACGGUGUUGGGCCCUGAGAAGCGUAACAGAGUGAGAGGAUAUGGUUGUGGUGCCAAUUGGGUUGAUGUUCCGGGCAUUGUUACACAAAAGAAUGGGUUGAAAAAUCAAAUUAGAGACUUGACGUUGGCUUAUGAAGCACAACGUGCCGCAAAUGAGAAUAGAGAAGCAGAUAUGGCCCAAAAGCUACAAGAAUCAGCCGAGAGGGAAGAGGCCUUGAAAAAUUCUCUUGGAGUCGUGAACAAGAAAUUGGAACAAUUGGAAGCACAAGUUGCCGCUAAUCCCUUGACACAAAUAUUUGCCGCAGCAGGAAUUAAUAUGGAUUCUCUGGACCUAAGCCGUCUCAUGACUUUCCUCAAGAAGCCGGACAAUCCUGAAGCAAGUUGUCAUUUGAAUGGCCAAACGGCUCAACAUAUCAGACAAGGCUGCCCUCCUUGUUAGGUAAACCCUAUGUCAUUUUGUAUAUUUUAACAAGGCUAGUGGCUCAUAUGUUUUUGGAAAUAUGUACAUAAGACUGUUAGAUAAACAGCUUUAGGAUCCAAACUCAGUUAGGUACGUUGGAUCUUUUGGUAGGAAACAAAUGUCAUUCUAUCUAAAAAAUUAGCUUAGAAUGAGAUUUGCUUUUGGUAUAUAAAAGCUGUGGUGUAGCCUAAGGAUGUAGCUUUUGAUGUA
This is a messenger RNA of Argentina anserina (silverweed cinquefoil), 1049 nucleotides long. RefSeq lists its product as uncharacterized. NCBI's taxonomy places the organism in Eukaryota, Viridiplantae, Streptophyta, Magnoliopsida, Rosales, Rosaceae. The coding region runs from base 297 to 818 and encodes 173 amino acids. The transcript has 4 exons. The record is from RefSeq and is a predicted model, not a curated record.